AUGGCUGAUGCAUUAAAGAAUGUUAUUGCUCAGAGUCUAGAGUGUCCUGUAUGUCUGAAUACCUUCACCGAUCCCAAGAUCCUGUCUUGUUCUCACACCUACUGCAAGGUCUGUCUGGACAACCUCUUGGAAUACCAUGGCGACCAAAUGCUCCGAUGCCCUGUCUGCAGAGCUAAAACCCAGGUCCCAAACCAAGAUGUCAGCAAAUUACCGGCAAAUUUAGCUUUGAAGUCUCUCAUAGAAGACGUGAAGAACCAAUUCCAGUUUUGCACGAAUUGUAAAACGGAGAACAAACCCCAAGCUGUUGUCUACUGUCAAGACUGUAGCAAGUAUCUCUGUAUUACUUGCCACAACACACACGCUCAGUGGUCAGACUUCAUCAGUCAUGAGGUCUUAGCCAUGAGUGAGAUCCUAUCAGGAAAGGUAUCAGUUCGUAGGUACCGUAAAUGUAGGAAACACCCAAAAGAGGAUGAGGAGUGCUUCUGUUCCGACUGCAGGAGAUUUGCCUGCUUCAGGUGUGUUGUCUUGGAUCAUAAAGACGAAGGACAUCGGAUCAUCGAGGCAACUGUGUAUGAAAGAAGCCAUAUGAAGAGUAGCGAGGACCUCAAAUCAAAGGCGGACAAGAAACGCGCUUGCUUUCAGAAAUACGUUGAUUUCAUUGAUGAACAGAAGGAGCGUGUGACCAAUGUGCAGAAGCAGUGUACAGAUGAUAUCAAAAAAGCAUAUGAAGAAGCAGUCCGUCAGUUGACAGAGAAGAAAGAAAUUCUCAUUGGUGAAGUCAAUGGUAGGAUCGAAGGAGUAGAGAAGGAACUGGACGAAAUGAAGAAAUUGGCUCAGAAGCACAUCACUCACUUGACCACGAUAUCUGACAUGGUAACCAAUAAGACAAAGAUACCGUUAGAUAUGGAUGCUUUGGCUGCACACGACACCCUAUGUCAAGACUUACAAGAGGCCUUAAAACAAAAAGAUCCUGACUACAAGCAACCGAGGCAAUCGAGCAAGAAAGGGAAAUGUGUCAGUUUUAAUAGGAACGUUGGAAUAGACGAGCUAGGUCUCGGUAAAAUCGUAAAUGCAAUUGCAAAGAGCAUCGCUUUGCCCCGUAAGAGUAACAUGAAUGCCAUGGUUAGUACACCAGACGGUAGGAUGGCAGUGGGCUGUGGUAAAGGUGGAGUGGAGAUCUUCUCUGCUGAUGGCCAGAUCCAGGAGAAAGCUUUCAAGGAUGUAAAGAUUCUUGGAGUAGGGUUUCUCUCUGAUGAUCGGUAUGUUAUACUUGAUCGCUCAUCGCUUAACAAUAUCACACUGUACACACUAGAGUACACAAAGUUGAAUGUAAUGUUUGAGACUCUGAGUUACGAUGAUGGUGGAUUUGCUAACCUCGCUGUCGACGGUGAUGAUCAGAUCUAUGUUAGCUACUAUUCAGCCAAGAAGAUCCAGGUAUUCUCACCAGCAGGUGGGAAGGCGACCACGGAGAUAACCUGUGAUGGGUAUAUACCUGAGCAGAUUACUAGUUAUAAUGAUUACCUGAUCAUCGAAUCCUGUCAGACAAUACGAUUGAUUGACAAACAAGGUGUUGUAAAAUAUAAACUAACGAAAUUAGGUGAUUACCUACACUCUGCUGUGUCUCAAGAGAAUACAAUCCUGAUAGCCACGAGGAAGAACGAUAUAGGUUUGGUCAGCAUUGAUGAGUACACUAACGAGCUGAAGCAUGUCCGGAACAUCGUCAUUGAUUACAGGAUUGAGAAGCCUGAUAGACGGUGGUACUAUCUCCAGCAGUACCGAUCAGGAGAGAUCGCUUUCUGUACUCCUGAUAGACUCUAUAUAUUCCACUGA
Strongylocentrotus purpuratus (purple sea urchin) is the source of this 1830-nucleotide messenger RNA. RefSeq names its product tripartite motif-containing protein 2-like. Lineage: Eukaryota; Metazoa; Echinodermata; Echinoidea; Camarodonta; Strongylocentrotidae. Bases 1 to 1830 code for a protein of 609 amino acids. The transcript has a single exon. Gene Ontology annotation, molecular function: ubiquitin-protein transferase activity; zinc ion binding. The record is from RefSeq and is a predicted model, not a curated record. Gene Ontology annotation, cellular component: chromatin; nucleoplasm. Gene Ontology annotation, biological process: positive regulation of DNA-templated transcription.